This is a messenger RNA of Sander lucioperca (pikeperch), 2647 nucleotides long. RefSeq lists its product as uncharacterized. NCBI's taxonomy places the organism in Eukaryota, Metazoa, Chordata, Actinopteri, Perciformes, Percidae. The record is from RefSeq and is a predicted model, not a curated record. The transcript has 5 exons. Bases 1716 to 2171 code for a protein of 151 amino acids.
GCGCCUGCUCUACCAACUGAGCUAACCCGGCCAGAGUAUUCAUGUAUUUCUCCACGUGAUUUGUAUAUGCGAGACCGGAAGAGGUCUGUUAAAUAGUGGUGUCUUGUAAUCCCAUAUGAGAUGGGCCGAAUGUUUGGCAUGAUGACACAGAAAUAAAAUAAAACUAACUAACUAACUAACUAACUGUAUGGCAAACAAAUUGAAUACAUCCUGAAUCUUACAGUAACUCUUUUGCAUGAAACUAUACUGUAAGAAAAAUGACAUCUACUUUAUAACCUCUCAUCUUUGUCAUCUCACUUGCAAUUAUCUUCUAGCUUGUGGUGGGAGAUUGAAUCAGAAAGUUCAUCUACCCCAUCAUACUCAGUUGUAUAUGUCACAGGAAGCCAAGUGCUCCUUUUCUUGUACACCGCUGUGGGGACAAGGUAAAAUGUGUUUUAGCACCCUUGCACCAAAAACCGCAAGGGUUUCACAAACCCCUGAUAUCAUCGUCGUGUGCCCUGUUCUUACUUUUAUUCAGCCAGUCAGCGCCUUCAUGCCCUGUCUGCCUCUAAUCUGCAGAAGUGUGCCCCCCCCCCAGCAGGAUGUAAUUUUUUAGUAGUGAGGUAGCAGUAGCAGCCUGCUUUGAUGUCUUUAAAAUUAAAAGCAAUUGGAACAAUAGUGUUAGGUCAGGAAUCUCUCUUGUCUUUUUGAAAGCCUACACUAGUUUCCAUCUUCAGUAUGAAACAAUCCCCUCCGCAGUCAGCACACUUACAAAAUUCUCACAGUAGAAGAAGAAGAAAGAAGAAGAAAAAACUAAAACUCCUCCCUCCCACCCACACAGACAGUUUUUUUUGUGUGUCUAGCUCUGUCAUAUGUGCAGACAAACAGCAGAGACAGGAUCCGUCUGAGACGAAGAAGACCACCUCUCGCAUGAAACGAUGGAAAUGUGGCUGAAACGGUUGACUCUGCUGUUACUCACAGCCCUGGUGAUAUCUGGUCAAGUUUCUGUGAUUCUGGAUGAAACGCUAAAAGAAAAAGGAGAGACAGUUGCUAUUGGUUCCUCUGUGAUUUUCAAAUGCCGUUUGAAGAUUGAUACCAAUGGCAGAUUUUGGGUAAAAUGGUAUUUCAACCCAUCUGGAUCUUCAUUCAAUGAAACACACCUAUUCUGUAACGAAUCUGCAAAGCCCUCCACCGUGGUGUCUAACCAAACAAAGCAGGACCGGAGGGACGAAGAGCAAUGUUGCAUUAAAUCAAAUGUAACAGACAAGGACAGCGGAUGGUACUUUUGCGAAGUCACAAUAGAAAUUCCCACAUUAAUGUGUAAAAACAGCAGCGGAACAAAAUUAAUUAUUUGUAAGUAUUGUGUGUAACUGAUAAAGCCGGAAAACCUUUACUUUAAGUCCUCCUAUUUGACCUUUAGAAGCAGUAUACAAACAUUUCAUGAAUGGUUUAUAUUAUAAUAUAGUUUUUUUUUUUGUAUUUGUCAGAAAUCAUACUUUCUCCCAUGAAGAGAUGUUUUACAUUAUUACAACUGUAUUUUACUAUAUUUUUAUCCAUUAUCUGUUUUCACACCAGACUCUACUUAUUAGUACCUAUACUUAUCUGCUUACAACCACAUUUAAGAAGCUUAUAAAGCAUUUAUUAUGUAUAUGCUGCUUAUUAAUGCUUAAUAUAAAAGCUUAAUAUGAUGAAACAUUAUAUCAUGAAGGGAUUCAUUACAUAUUCUGGCUUGCUAAAUGAAAGUAUCAUUCUGUUUCCUCCGUGACAGCGCAGAGCAAGGAACAUACAACGCACCCGCCACUACCCCUAGUGACAGUCAAACAAGAUACUGUGUCCCCCAGAGACAACUUCUCGCUCAUCGACCACUGGAUGUGGAUCCUGUUGGGGGUAUCUGCUUUCAUCCUGAUUGUCCUGCUGGUCCUAUGUGUCUUGCUGAGAAGAAGACUCCGCAGAAGCAGAGUCUGACUGAGAGAACAAAAGAAGCAUGUAUAUCUGCCCAACUCGUGGCCGGUGGAUGCAAACUGAGAGAAGAUCCUAUCUAUGCAAACACACGUCCUGUGGCCAACAAACAGCCUUCACCUCGGCCGGCGAUGCCGGUGGGCAACCUGAAGACGGCUUCUUCCUCUCAAAACCUCCGGAACCCAAGUCCAGGCAGGCGAUACGACGAUGGCAAACAGAGAUACAAACAUUGAAGAAAUCAUGGACCUCACAACCCCUCCUCACAUUUAGCCACGGCCUUUACCUGUAGCCUAUUCACUGCAGUGCAGGUUAAAUGAACAAUCUUUUUAUUAUCAUAAUGAUUUCUGGUAUCAUGUGUUUUUAUGGUACUACAGACUGGUACAGAAGUGGAAAUGUGCACGUCUUCUUCUCAGAUAUUUGUUGUAAAAUAAAUGGCGAUUAUGAGCCACUAGGUGGCAGAUUGAGGCUAGCAAUGGGUACAUUCAAAAUGAUCUUUUAUCUUUUCUUUUGUUUGUAUUUCAACUCCUAAAAGUAUUAAUUAAUAAUGUUGCCAACAGCAGCCUUUGUACAGUACAUAAGCAAAAAGUGCUAUUGUAAAUUGCUAUUUCUAGUAUGACUUUCAUAUGGGAGUGUUAUGUUAAUGUUUUUUUUUAUCAACUGUGUGCUUAUUUUUAGAGCUUAUUAAAAUGUUAAAAUAUUAAGAUUCUGA